Molecule: messenger RNA, 726 nt
Organism: Pteronotus mesoamericanus
Lineage: Eukaryota; Metazoa; Chordata; Mammalia; Chiroptera; Mormoopidae
Product: carcinoembryonic antigen-related cell adhesion molecule 21-like
Exons: 3
Coding region: 1-726 (241 amino acids)
Source: RefSeq, a predicted model, not a curated record
AUGAAGGCAAUGAGUGGGAGGGUCCUGUGCACAGACCUGCCCCCAGCUCACAUGACAAGAAUCGUAAUCUUGCCCCAGCAUAAAGCUGAGCGCACAGUCUUAACCUUCUGGAGCAUGCCCACCACAGCCCAGCUCGCUAUUGUGUCGGCCAACGUUGCUGAAGGGAAGGAUGUGCGUCUAGAGAUGCGCAAUGUACCUCCUGGUGCUUUAGACUUUGUGUGGUACAGGGGGGAUAUUGCAGACAAAUACCGUGCAAUUGUAUUUUUUUCAAGAAGCAGAGGAAUAUAUGUAAAUGGUCCUGAAUACACUGGUCGAGAGAGAAUACUCUCUGACGGAUCUUUGCUGAUAAAGAAAGUCACUGCGAAUUACGCAGGAAAGUACACUGUAGUAGUCUUCCUUCGAGAUUUAAAAAGAGAAAUAGGAUUUGGACAGCUCCAUGUAUACCCACCUGUGAUAUUGGCCAGAGUCGAAGCCAGUAACACCACAGUCACAGAGAAUGACGACAGUGUGGUCUUGCACUGCUACACAAACGGGGCCUCCAUCCGGUGGUUGUUCAAUGGCAUGAAACUGGAGCUCACAGAGCGCAUGACACUGUCCAAAGACCACCUAUACCUCACCAUAAACCCCGUCAAGAAGGAAGAUUCAGGGACUUACCAGUGUGAGGCCUCCAACCCAUUCAUAGCUACUGAGAGUUGGCCCCUUGCCCUGGAUGUGAAAUCUGAGUGA